AUGUGUCCUUCAUCGUCCGAUGUUGCGGGACCUCAGCUAGCUUUGCACACUGAAGAGAAUUCUGCGAUAUCAGCAGCACCAGAAGAUAUGGAACACGAGCCAGAGCGCCACGACGAAGCUCAACUACAACCAUUACAAAAUGAACCUCUGCUGCAAGGUCCGUUGCCCCACCAGCCAAUUCAAGAUCGCGUUGAAGAAAUCAUGUGUCCUUCAUCGUCCGAUGUUGCGGAGCCUGCUGAAGAGGCUUCGGUAUCAGCAGAAUCAGAAGAUAUGGAGCACGAGCCAGAGCGCCACGAUAUUUCAAGUCCCGACGGAUCGUCCAAUCAGAACAAUAAAACAGCGUCUAAGGAGCAAGCAGAUGACGUGCCUCCCUCCGUUACAGACGAAAAUAAAUGUCUGUUCCCGAGGAAGCUCAAUAUUUUCCGUGAGAAGCUUGAAGAGAAUCGAGAUCCAAGAAUGGACGCUAAAAUUCCACGGCCCCUAAAAAGCCGUAUAGAUGAUCUGAAGCAAAUAGUAAGAAAACAUAGCUUUGAUUCGGAAAAAGAGAUUGAAGAGAUUGAAAAAUCAAAACAAACAAGGAUUUAUCAAAUUGAGCGAGAUUACAAAAUGGCAAUAAGCAGAGUAAAGGCGAAUGGUAUUUUGGAGAGACAACGAGAAUUCGAAAAAAACUUGGGUGUUGCUGAGGCAGCGUUGGAAAAGAAGAAAAAAGAAAUUGAAGUAAGAAGAAAGGACGGCGACAAAGCGAAAGAAGAUCUCGCACAUUUAAUGGGAGUUAAAGAAGGUAUCGAUGGUGAAAUGAAGAAAUUAGACGAGAAGCUGAGCGGUAUCAGAAAGGAGAUGGCAGAAAAGGAGGAGACCAUCAAGCAAAUCAAUCUGCUGAGUUCGUCGCGUGAAGAACAGGACGUAAAUUUAAACAAGACCGGAGUACUAGAUUGCGAAAAAAGCUACAAAGAAAAAAUUGAAGAACCUGGGCGCGAGAGAACAACAAAUAUGGAUCGGCUCAACAUAGAGUUUGACAAAAUAAUCAAGUACAUACGGCAUCAACAACAAAAGGAUCUGGAGAGGGUUCAACUAAAGCUCAAGGACCUGGAAAACGAACUCGCCUCUAGCUCUAAAAAGAGCUCAUCGUCGUCUGAAAGCGAAUCGGACAGCAACGUCGAUAUCUUCGCCGAAAAUGAUGAGCCUAAAAAUAAGAGCUCAUCGUCGUCUGAAAGCGAAUCGGACAGCAACGUCGAUAUCUUCGCCGAAAAUGAUGAGCCUAAAAAUAAGAGACCGAAGGUUACGGGAAAACUGUCAAUGCACACGGCGAGAGGAAAUGAACCCCAAGAAAAAAAAAACAAAAAAGAGAUACCUGACGUCUGA
This is a messenger RNA of Cloeon dipterum, 1362 nucleotides long. RefSeq names its product DNA ligase 1-like. Bases 1 to 1362 code for a protein of 453 amino acids. NCBI's taxonomy places the organism in Eukaryota, Metazoa, Arthropoda, Insecta, Ephemeroptera, Baetidae. The transcript has 6 exons. The record is from RefSeq and is a predicted model, not a curated record.